UUAUUUUUUUUUUUUGGUGUGUGACCAUUUUCGUGUCGAUGUGUCUUUCUCACAUUCAAUUGCUCGCUCUUUCUAUCCCGUUCGCGCGAUAACAACGGACGCACAUACACGCACCGCAAUCCCGAAAUAAAGAAGGGAAAUCACAAUGGCGUCACUCUAUGUAGGCGAUUUACACGCGGAUGUCACUGAAGCAAUUCUGUUUGAGAAAUUCUCGACGGCUGGACCAGUAUUGUCAAUCCGUGUUUGUCGCGAUGUUAUUACUCGUCGUUCCCUUGGAUAUGCCUAUGUCAAUUUCCAACAACCGGCUGAUGCUGAACGUGCCUUAGAUACCAUGAACUUUGAUGUACUCAAGUCUCGACCAAUCCGUAUUAUGUGGUCGCAACGGGAUCCAUCGUUGCGUAAAUCGGGCGUUGGUAAUGUGUUUAUCAAGAAUUUGGAUAAGAACAUCGAUAACAAAGCCAUUUACGAUACAUUCUCGGCAUUUGGAAACAUUUUGAGUUGUAAAGUGGCUCAAGAUGAAAAGGGAAUGUCCAAAGGCUAUGGAUUCGUUCAUUUUGAAACCGAAGAAGCGGCCAAUACAUCCAUUGAAAAAGUCAACGGUAUGUUGUUGAGUGGUAAAAAAGUCUUCGUUGGCCGCUUCAUUCCCCGUAAAGAGCGCGAAAAGGCUUUGGGCGAAAAGAACAAAUUGUACACAAAUGUUUAUGUGAAAAACUUUGGUGACGAAUUGAGCGAUGAAACGUUGCGCGAUAUGUUUGAAAAAUUCGGCAAAAUCACCAGCCAUAAAGUGAUGUCGAAAGAUGAUGGAAAAUCGCGUGGAUUCGGUUUCGUUGCAUUCGAAAGUGCUGAAGCAGCCGAAAAUGCCGUCAAAGCAUUGAAUGGCAAAGAAUUGGGCGACGGCAAAGUAUUGUACGUUGGCCGUGCUCAAAAGAAAAUCGAACGUCAACUCGAAUUGAAACGUAAAUUCGAGGAAAUCAAAACAGAACGAUUGAGCCGCUACCACGGCGUCAAUUUGUAUGUCAAAAACUUGGACGACACAAUCGAUGACGAACGUUUGCGCCGCGAAUUCGAUCCAUUCGGCACCAUCACAUCAGCUAAGGUUAUGCUGGAAGACGGACGCUCUAAGGGAUUCGGUUUUGUCUGUUUCUCAGACCCUCAAGAAGCCACCAAGGCAGUCACAGAAAUGAACGGUAGAAUCUGUGGUUCGAAACCAUUGUACGUUGCAUUGGCUCAGCGCAAAGAAGAGCGUAAAGCUCAUUUGGCCGCCCAAUACGUGAAUCGCAUUAAUAAUGUACGUAUGCAACAACUCGGACACAUCUUCCAGCCAGGCGGUGCUGGUGGUUACUUUGUACCAACAUUGGCUCCACCACAACGAUUCUACGGACCACAAGUCACACACUUGCGAAGCCAACCAAGAUGGGCAACGCAACAACCCGUACGCCAACAGGCCGGUGCACAAAAUGCCGACGUCAAGGUAUUGCAUCCAGCUGCUGGUGGCUAUCCAAAUAUCACUGGCGCUACAAAUGCCCAAUAUCGUCAAGCACCAGCUGCUGGCGUACGCCAACAAGCCCAAGGUGGCCAAGGUGCACAAGCCGCAGGAAUUCGCAAUUCAGCACGACCAAUCACCGGACAACAGCAAGCCGUUCAGGGACGACCAAUGCCAUCAGGACCAGUGCCUCAGGCAAAUCAAGCUCGUGCCGCCAACUACAAAUACACAGCAAACAUGCGCAAUCCACCAGCUCAAAAUGUUGCAAUGGUUCCACAAGCAGCUCCAGUCCAAGCUGUACACGUCAAGGGUCAAGAGCCAUUGACUGCAACAAUGUUGGCCGCUGCUCAACCAGCCGAACAGAAGCAAAUGCUCGGUGAACGUUUGUUCCCAAUCAUCGAAUCUAUGUAUCCACAAUUGGCCGGUAAAAUCACCGGUAUGUUGUUGGAAAUCGACAAUUCGGAACUAUUGCACAUGCUUGAACACAACGAUUCGUUGAAAAACAAAGUCGAUGAAGCCGUUGCCGUACUUCAGGCCCAUCAAGCCAAGCAAGCUGUCACAUCUGGCGGAAAAUUGGAAUAAAUUCUAUGAAAGUUCGCAAGCUUACCAACAACAACAACAACAACAACAACAAAAGCAGCAACAACAACUUUUUUUUCUUUUUCCUCUGUAAAACCAAUUUUAAAGUCGCAAUAAAAUACAUUCCGUUGCGUUAAAUUGAGAGAAAAGCAAAAAGAAAAACCAACGAAAAAAAAUAUACACACAAAAUACCAAAAUCAAUCAAUUCAUACACACAAAAACUGAACUCUGUCCAUUGGAGUAUCAAUGAAUAAUUAUGAAAAAAAGAACAACAGCAACACAGACAUCAACUCUCUUCGCACCAUUUUGCGGAUGCAAGAGAGGAUGAUAAAUCUUACGAAUACCAUCAUAAACAAACAUCAUCAGGCGACUUUAAUCAAACUACUUUUUUUCUUUAUCCCUCUUUUCGUUUGUCGAUUUAAGAACCAAGAAAAUAAUUCUUACCAUCCUUUUUUUUGUUUUCUCCUCCAAGUUCUUACCACAAUCCAGACCUUUUUUUUGUCCGAAACCUUUUUUUUACAGAUUUCAUACAGAAAAAAAUGAUGAUUUUCAGAAAGCUCAACAACAAAAAAUGCCAUUUAUUUUCCUUUUUUGUUUAUCAAAUUUUUUUGUUUGUUACAAAUUCUAUCGAUUUUUUUGAAACACAACACUAAAUUUUAAAAAAAUAAAAAAAAGAGAAAAACACCCAAAACUCAAUGAAGAGAAUAAAAAAACACAACAUCAGCAAACGAAAAAAAAGAAGAAAUACACUAAGAAAACAAAAUAAAAAAAAGUGAAUAAAAGUUUAAUUGAAACAAAAAUUAAAUAAAAGAAAAAACUCGAUCCGAAUUUAUCGGCCACACUCUGGAGGUGAAUGUUUCGAGGUGGUCGAUUUUUGGAGAAAAAAAAUUGUAAAAUAUCAAAAUUCUGCAAAAAAAAUGAGAAGAAACAAUGAUUCAAUAAAAAAAAACAAACGGCACGAAUCAGAAGAAUAACAACAAAAAAUGAAGAAACAGAUAGGAAUUCUCUUGAAUUGCAACGAUCUUUUGAUACGGUCAAAACCGACAAAGUAACUCCCCCAAACAAAAUGCGCUGGCAUUUCGAGAGAGAAAACAACAACAAAUCAUCGUGGUGCCAAUCGCAAUAUCAAUUGUUGGGUUCCUUUUUCUGUACAUGAUAACAAUUUCUUAUCGAAAAAUCAUUUUUAAAAACAACAACUUAAACAAAGAUAUCAUGCAAAACUAAAACAAAAUUAUAAUUAUCAAGUUUGUUUUUUGGAACAAAUCGAAUCCAUUUCAAACGUUGCAAUUUGACCAGCAAAUCAACAUCUACAUUUGUUCAAGAGAAUGAUAAAAACAAGUCAUAUGAAAAAGAUUUUUUUUUAAAUGAAAAAAACAAAAGCAAAGUUUAAAAAAAAAUGAGAAACACACACAUGAAGGGACUACAGCAUGAAGAGGAGUAGGAAAAUUUGUUGAAAUAAUCCAAUGGAAAAAAAACAUAAUGAAAGAAUAAGUUCAAUUUUAUACUCUUUUCGAUCAUUUCACGUUAUGGUUAUUAUUUUUUUU
This is a messenger RNA of Sitodiplosis mosellana (orange wheat blossom midge), 3606 nucleotides long. It is a transcript of the gene pAbp, whose product is annotated as polyadenylate-binding protein. The transcript is spliced from 6 exons. Lineage: Eukaryota; Metazoa; Arthropoda; Insecta; Diptera; Cecidomyiidae. Gene Ontology annotation, molecular function: poly(U) RNA binding; poly(A) binding; mRNA 3'-UTR binding. The coding region runs from base 146 to 2065 and encodes 639 amino acids. The record is from RefSeq and is a predicted model, not a curated record. Gene Ontology annotation, cellular component: cytosol; cytoplasmic stress granule; nucleus.